Messenger RNA from Talaromyces rugulosus, 831 nucleotides. RefSeq lists its product as uncharacterized. Gene Ontology annotation, molecular function: ATP binding; protein serine/threonine kinase activity. Gene Ontology annotation, biological process: protein phosphorylation. The record is from RefSeq and is a predicted model, not a curated record. The transcript has 4 exons. Lineage: Eukaryota; Fungi; Ascomycota; Eurotiomycetes; Eurotiales; Trichocomaceae. Gene Ontology annotation, cellular component: cytoplasm. The coding region runs from base 1 to 831 and encodes 276 amino acids.
AUGGCAUCUUCACUUAAUCGCAUUUUACAAGGCCGUCACAUGUCAUACAAAUUGAUUGAGGUGCUCAAGUCGCCCUCUAUUUUCAAGGCUACUGCCGUACCUCCUAAGUCACCUCAAGUACCUUCCGACAACAAGCAUGUAGUAAUCAAGGAUCUUGCCCUUGAGUGGGAGCUCCGCGCACACCAGCUUCCUGCUAUUAAACCUUCUCCCUACAUCCGUCAGACUUUGGAUGUAAUUGAAAAGCGUGAAGAUGAAGACUGGGGCCCAUCACCGCCAUCUAUCACAAAGCGCAUAGUUCUAGAAUGGAUGGAUACAGAUUUAUGGCUCGCUCGACCUUUUGACAAAAGCUUCUCUAAUCCAAGAUUGCCCCAAAUUGUUGCUCGAUCUAUUUUAGAAGCAUUGGUGGUCUUCCAAGAAAUGCAGGGGGUUCACACAGAUGUGAACCCCAACAACAUAUUUAUAUCUGACUUAUCUGACUUGGAUGUGUUUUUGCCUACUGUUAAGCUGGGUGAUUUAGACAACGCGUGGUGUCUCGCAAAGAUAUUCAGACUCGUUGGGCCUAUCGAUACACCAGGCAAUCCAGAAUACAAAGAUGACUUUGAACUGGCCGCAGGUUUGGAAACCAGUGGGUAUCUGGAUCCCAGUACAGGCGAACCGAAACCCUAUGUAAGUGUUGGCCCUCUACCGGAAGAGCUACAGACGCUGCCCAGGGAUAUCUGCUCCGACUCCUGUGUAGACUUUAUCGAGCACUUGCUUGUUAUUGAUCCGGCCAAACGUCCCACAGCUAAGGUUGCCUUACAGCAUCCCUUUCUGCAAUCAACCACGGGCUAA